AUGUCCCAGGAGGGCUCUGGUGGGGUGGGGGCCACUGAGACACACCAGCCAGAGAAUGAGGAGCUGGAGGGGGACCGGACCACCACUGACCAGAUGGGCACCACUGCCCAUGUCUGCCCACAGGAGGGGAGCAAGCUGUGUGCCCACCAGGACAAUGCCUGGGUAUCCCCGGGGUGGAUCAGCCAGACCCACUGGGGCUUGCCCUCCCCUGCCAAGGAGCCAGGGCCGCCACAGCUCCUGCCCGCCAGGACUGGCAUUGAACGCGCCCCAUCCUCCGCCCGCCAGGAUCCACCGCUUCCCCCCAAGAUGCUUCCCUCAGGAGCGGGGCGGGUCCGGUGCUGGUGCCGGUGGCGGGCGGGAGCCGGGCGGCGGCGCGGGGCCGGCCCGGGCGGGGCGGCCCCUUUGUUGCGAGCCGCGGCGGAGCGGGCGGAGCCGCGGGCGGGGACCCCGGGGCCGCCCCCGCUGCCGGGGGGACCCGCAGCACCCGCGGCCGAGCCGGUGAGCAGCGGGCGGGCAGCGCCGGACCGGGUGGGGGCACCGGGGGAGGUGGGUGUGCAGCUGGGGGAGCAUGUGCCUGUGCACUGUGUGUGCAUGUGUGUGUGUGUGCACACGAGUGUGCAGAUGCAUGUGCGCCUGUGCGGUUCGUGGGGCGGGUUGGGCCGGAGGGUGCAGCCCCUGUGCGUGCAGGUACCUGCAGAGCUGCGCGGGGCACGCACAGGGCAGAGUGCUGCAGGGUGCCCCCAGCACUGCCCUGCGCUGGCAGGGCUGCGUGGGCAGGCGGAGCAGAUAAAUGGGAAGCGGCUGGCCUCCCCGCAGGGGGUUCCUGUCGCUGCAUGCCAUCACACUGGGGUGUUGGCACAGCGCUCACACAGCCACACGCGGGUGAUAGCCGAGUCCCCAGAGCCCCCUGGGGACCCCCGGGAUGCCUUGGCGCUGUGGCUGCAGGACAUCCCUGGCAUCCCAGGCCAGCCUUUACCGGGACAGACAGACAGACAUCCUCGAGACAGCCAUACCGGGUCCCCAGCCCAGCCGGUGACCGGGAGCGGACGGGAGGGGCCGGUCAGAGCCGGUGCCCUGGGCAGGGCGGUGCGGGGAAGCUCACAGCACCGGGAGCGGAGCGGGGCGGGGCGGGGGCGGGCCCGGUGGGGAACCGGCCACCUCCUCUUCGUCCACCGUCCCGCCCCGCCCGGGACACCCGAGCGGCUUCUUGUAACCGUGUACGGCUCAGCUCGGCACGGCACGUCUCGAUUCUGCCCGACUCGGGACGGUUCGGCCCGACUCGGCUCGGCCCGGCUGGGCUGGGUCAGCAGCGCCCGAGCGGCUUCGCGGGAGGCGGUGGAGGCCCGGCCCGGGAUGGCGGCGCGGCCAGCGCUGCCCGGCUCGGUGCUCCCGGUGCUGGCGGUGCUGUUGCUGUCGGCGGCGCAGGAGCCGGUCCCGCGGGUCAGCCUACCCUACGACUCAGCCGAGCGGGUUGUGCAGCGGUUCGAGGUGCCCGGCGUGACCAACUACACAGCCCUGCUGCUGAGCCCGGACGGUGGCACGCUCUACCUGGGGUCACGUGAGCUGCUUGUUGCUGUCAACACCAGCCACUUCCAGUCUGGAACACUGGCUCGCAGGCUACCAUGGAGUGCGGAUGAGGAGAAGAAGAGGCAGUGUGUGUUCAAGGGGAAGGACCCCCAGAGAGACUGUCACAACUACAUCAAGAUGCUGCUGCAGCUGAACAGCACCCAUCUCUACACCUGCGGGACCUGUGCCUUCAGCCCAGCCUGCGCCUACAUCAAUGUGCAGCACUUCAGCCUGGAGCGGGACGCGCUGGGGAGGGUGCUGCUGGAGGACGGGAAAGGCCGGUGCCCCUUUGACCCGGAGUACCGCUCCACGGCCGUCAUGGUCGAUGGCGAGCUCUACGCUGGGACCGUCAGCAACUUCCAGGGCAACGAGCCCACUAUCUCCCGCAGCCAGGACAGCCGCAUCGCCCUCAAGACUGAGAAUUCCCUCAGCUGGCUGCAGGACCCGGUCUUCGUGGGCUCAGCCUACCUGCGGGAGAGCCUGCCCACCGGCAACCCUGAGGGCGACGACGACAAGGUCUACUUCUUCUUCAGUGAGACCGGCAAGGAGUUCGACUACUUCGAGAACACCAUCGUCUCCCGCGUUGCCCGCGUCUGCAAGGGGGACCAGGGCGGGGAGCGCGUGCUGCAGCGGCGGUGGACGACCUUCCUGAAGGCACAGCUGCUCUGCUCACACCCCGAGGAUGGCUUCCCCUUCAACGUGCUGCAGGAUGUCUUUGUGCUCACCCCGGGCGAGCUGCGCUGGCGCGAGACGCUCUUCUAUGGGGUCUUCACCUCUCAGUGGAACAAGGGUGGGCUGGGCAGCUCGGCCGUGUGCGCCUUCCCCAUGCGCAGCGUGCAGCGUGCCUUCAGCGGGCUCUACAAGGAAGUGAACCGCGAGACACAGCAGUGGUACACUGACACCGGCCCCGUGCCUGAGCCCCGGCCAGGCACGUGCGUCACCAGCCACACGCGGCACCUGAAGAUCAACUCGUCCCUCCAGAUGCCAGACCGGGUGCUGAACUUUGUCAAGGACCACUUCCUGAUGGACAGCCCCGUGCGCAGCCAGCCGCUGCUGCUGCAGAGCCGCCUGCGCUACCAGCAGAUCGGCGUCUACCGCGCACAGGCCCUCCACAGCACCUACGACGUCCUCUUCCUGGGCACGGAUGAUGGCCGAUUGCACAAGGCUGUGCGUGUGAACCGUGGCGUGCACAUCAUCGAGGAGAUUCGCCUCUUCCCUCCUGGCCAGCCCAUUCUGCAGCUGCUGCUGGACCACAACCAGGGCUUUGUCUAUGCAGCCACCUACACAGCGGUGGCUCAGGUGCCCUUUGCCAACUGCAGCCUAUACCGCAGCUGUGGCGAGUGCGUGCUGGCACGGGACCCCUUCUGUGCUUGGAGCCGGGGUGCCUGCCGCAGGGCCACCCCGCACCCCACGGCACACCCACAGCUCUGGGCACAGGACAUUGAGGAUGCUGACACGGAGCGGCUCUGCCAGCUGGCCAACGUCUCCCACCCCCGUCCCCGCAUCUUCUUGACCCCAGCCUCAGGUGUCCAUUGCCAACAGAUCCAGCUGCCACCCAAUGCAGUGCGGCCACUGCCAUGCCAGCUGCUCUCCAACCUGGCAUCACGGCGCUGGCUGCACAACGGGACGCCUGUCAACGCCUCCUACCUGGUGCUGCCCGAUGGGGCACUCAUUCUGGUGGGCAGCCCUGAGCGGGCUGGCACCUACGAGUGCUGGUCGCUGGAGGAAGGCUUCCGUAAGCUGAUGGCCAGCUACUGCGUGGGGCUGCAGGAGCCAGUCCAUGGGCCGCCAGACCCCGGCAGGAAGGCAGCCACUGGCCAGGAUACCCUGGAGACCGUCAGCACGUCGCGGAGCACCUCAGCGGCGGGCAGUGCUGCGGCCCGGCUGGAUGGCAAGACCUACUGGACUGAGUUCCUGGUGAUGUGCGUGCUCUUUGCCAUCACCGUCACCAUCCUGGUGCUGGCCCUCUUCCUCCUGCACCGUCACCGCGAUGGCACAAAAUCCCUCCUGGAGCCCAGCGAGCGCAGUCGCCACCAGAAGCCGCCCCGCAAGCCGGUGGAGAGCCUGCCCCUGAAUGGCAGCAGCCUGCCCAGUACGGUGCCAGAGCACAAGGGCUACCAGGCCCUGCAGGACAACUACAUUGUCAGCACCCCCGUGCAUGAGCCCCCCGGCCCACAACGUGCCUUCUCCGAAUCGGAGAAGAGGCCUCUCCACAUCCGGGACAGCUUUGUGGAGGUGUCUCCUGCCUGCCAAAGACCCCGGGUACGCCUGGGCUCCGAGAUCCAGGACUCAGUGGUGUGA
Messenger RNA from Indicator indicator, 3867 nucleotides. It is a transcript of the gene SEMA4B, whose product is annotated as semaphorin 4B. Gene Ontology annotation, biological process: positive regulation of cell migration; neural crest cell migration; semaphorin-plexin signaling pathway. Lineage: Eukaryota; Metazoa; Chordata; Aves; Piciformes; Indicatoridae. The transcript has 20 exons. Bases 1 to 3867 code for a protein of 1288 amino acids. Gene Ontology annotation, molecular function: semaphorin receptor binding; chemorepellent activity. The record is from RefSeq and is a predicted model, not a curated record.